Messenger RNA from Impatiens glandulifera, 1438 nucleotides. RefSeq names its product protein DJ-1 homolog D. The record is from RefSeq and is a predicted model, not a curated record. The coding region runs from base 76 to 1242 and encodes 388 amino acids. The transcript has 5 exons. NCBI's taxonomy places the organism in Eukaryota, Viridiplantae, Streptophyta, Magnoliopsida, Ericales, Balsaminaceae.
GUUGAGACAGAGUAUACAUAAUUCCUCACAUUUCUUCUUCUGCGUUAUCCUCUUCUUCCUCCUCUCGCUCUUUCAAUGGCGACUUCCAAAUCUGUUCUCAUGUUAUGCGGUGACUAUAUGGAGGACUACGAGUCGAUGGUUCAGUUUCAGGCCUUGCUAGCGUACGGCAUAUCUGUUGAUGCUGUUUGCCCGGGGAAGAAAGCCGGCGAUCUCUGUCGCACUGCUGUUCACCAAGCCAGUCAAUAUCAGACGUAUUCAGAGUCAAGAGGGCAUAACUUCACUCUCAAUGCAACUUAUGAUGAGAUUGAUGCAGACAAAUACGAUGGACUGUUGAUUCAAGGAGGACGAGCACCCGAGUAUCUUGCAAUGAACCAAUCUGUUGUAGAUUUGGUCAAGAAGUUCUCUAACUCAAGAAAGCCAAUUGCUUCUAUUUGUCACGGUCCACUAAUAUUGGCAGCUGCAGAUUUAGUCAAAGACAGGAAGUGCACUGCAUACAAUGGUGUAGGACCUGCACUCAUUUCUGCAGGUGCUGAUUGGAUAGAACCGGAGACUUUAGCAGCCUGCACUAUCGAUGAUAAUCUCAUAACUGCAGCUACAUAUUUUGGCCAUGCUGAAUACAUUCGGGGUUUUGUUAAGGCACUUGGAGGCACAAUAACAGGAUCUGAUAAAAGGAUUCUAGUUCUCUGUGGGGAUUUUAUGGAAGAUCUUGAAGUAAUGGUUCCAUUCCAAUCCUUUCAAGUUCUUGGAUGCCAUGUUGAUGCUGUUUGCCCCAACAAAGUUGCGGGUGAGACAUGCAUGACUGCUAUUCAUGAUUUUGAGGGAGACCAAACUUAUAGCGAAAAGCCAGGUCAUGAAUUUACCCUCAAUGCUACUUAUGACGAUGUGAUUGUUUCAAGUUACGAUGCACUUAUUAUCCCGGGUGGUCGAGCUCCAGAGUACCUAGCCAGAGAUCCAUCUGUUCUUAAACUGGUGAAGGAAUUCAUGGAAUCUGGAAAGCCAAUUGCUUCUAUCUGCCACGGACAACAGAUUCUUGCUGCUGCAGAUCUUCUUAAGGGAAGGAAAUGCACUGCUUAUCCUGCAGUUAAACUGAAUGUGGUCCUGGCAGGAGCCACAUGGUUAGAACCAGAUCCGAUAGACAGUUCGUUCAUCGAUGGGAACUUGGUCACUGCAGCGGCUUGGCCUGGUCAUCCCAAGUUCGUUUCGCAGUUAAUGGCACUCCUCGGAAUCAAAGUGAAUUUCUAGUUUCGAUGGCUAAUGGAAGUUGUUUAAAAUUACAAAAAUAAUAAGACAGAAACUUUCAAUAAUAAUAUGCAUGUAAAGAUCCAAAUUAAGAACCAAUUUUAAUAUUUGAUUUGGGAUUUUAACAAUAUGAAUCUCUAACUCAAUUCAAAUCAAAUUCUAUAAAAUACCUAAGCAUUAAAUAUUUGAGACUUCUCAA